Arabidopsis lyrata subsp. lyrata is the source of this 1352-nucleotide messenger RNA. RefSeq lists its product as uncharacterized. The transcript is spliced from 2 exons. NCBI's taxonomy places the organism in Eukaryota, Viridiplantae, Streptophyta, Magnoliopsida, Brassicales, Brassicaceae. The record is from RefSeq and is a predicted model, not a curated record. Bases 52 to 1053 code for a protein of 333 amino acids.
GGGAGAGCUCAACUAAUUUCUUCAGUAAUUUAUGGCACAGUGAACUUUUGGAUGUCUACUUUUAUGCUACCUAAAGGGUGUAUCAGAAAAAUUGAGUCUUUGUGUUCAAGAUUUUUGUGGUCUGGGAGCAUUGAGACGCAUACAAAAGCUAAAGUAGCUUGGUCAACUUGCUGCCUACCAAUGAAUGAAGGCGGCCUUGGCUUCAAAAGAUUCUCUGUUUGGAACGCCAAGUUAUGUCUCAGAUUAAUUUGGCUCCUUUUCUCCAACAGUGGAUCCUUAUGGGUCGCUUGGCAACACCACCACCAUAAGCUGGAUUCUUAUAGCUUUUGGGAAGUUAAGCAAAAGAUUAGUGACUCUUGGUUCUGGAAGGUUUUGCUUAAGCUUAGAGGUCUCGCCCGAAAGUUCAUCAGCUGUACUAUUGGCAGUGGUACGACGGCUUGGUUUUGGCACGACAAUUGGACACCCUUUGGUUCUCUUAUCAAUCACUUGGGUGACGAGGGUCCGAGAAGCUUGCGAAUCCCGCUCAAUGCUAGGGUUAGUGAGGCUUGUAACCGGUUAGGUUGGGUUCUUGCUCCGCCACGAUCUGCUCAGGCGGUGAAUCUUCACAUCUUCUUAUCAACUAUCAAUCUUCCCAGCUCCUCUACAGCAUAUGACUUUUUUUAUUUUGAUGACAAGCCUAUUAGUAAGUAUUCCUCAAGUAAAACGUGGGAGGCUUUAAGGCCGAGAGAGUCAGCUAAGGACUGGGCAGAUUCUGUUUGGUUUAAAGGCUCUACUCCCAGGCACGCGUUCAAUUUUUGGGUUGCCAAUCUUGACAGGAUAAGCCAACCAUCUACUGUCUUCACCAGUUGGUCAGCCUUGUUAUCUUGGGCAAAGGCAGGCAGCGUUUCCUCUCCAUAUACCCUUCGGCUGCUGUUAACUCAUGCCCUUGUCUAUAAUAUAUGGAAGCAGAGAAAUAACCUCAUUCAUAACCAAGUUGAAGUUCCGCCGCUCACUAUUUUCAGAGAUAUUGACCACCAAAUCAUUAACUCUAUAACUGCCAGGAGGACUCGAUAGAAGUUCAAAAACCUCAUGGCAAUGUGGCUCCACUAGUGGAUCCAGUCUUUCCCUACUCUUAAGCUUAAAUCUGUAAAUGUUCCUUGUUUUUUAUUAUUUUUUUGGCAAGGAACAUUCCUGUUUGGUUUUCUUUUGUAACACCUAAACUUUCAUAUAUGUUAUUAACUUUUUAGCAAGAAAAAAGAAACAAACAUUUGAAUUGACAGUGAUACUAACUUGAACCUUGGACUCAAAGCCUCAUGGGCUGAAUUACAUGGAGUAUUAAUACCCAUAUCUUCUGGCCCAGUUUUAUUCAUAUG